AUGAAGUUUUCCUUAAUUUUGCUUGUCAUGGGUAUCCUACUCGUGGAAGCCAUGCCACAGUACGACGACGGAGGGGAUGACGGAGACGAUGGGGGUCACUUCGACGCUGGAGGAGAUGAUGGUGGUCAUGACGACGGUGACGAUGGCGGCCAUGACGAUGGUGGAGGGGAUCAUGACGGUGAUAGCAAUCGUAAUCCACACCCGCCCGGUCAUCCAGGUCAUCGGGGAGACGGAGGUGGAGAGGACGGACCGUCACGAUCUCAAGGAUACCAACGGCGACCUUUACUCUUUUAA
Folsomia candida is the source of this 294-nucleotide messenger RNA. Its product is annotated as holotricin-3. Lineage: Eukaryota; Metazoa; Arthropoda; Collembola; Entomobryomorpha; Isotomidae. The coding region runs from base 1 to 294 and encodes 97 amino acids. The record is from RefSeq and is a predicted model, not a curated record. The transcript is spliced from 3 exons.